CAGCGGAAGGUGGAUCACUCCGAGGAGCCUUUUCCUAUAAAUCCGCGCUGCAGUCCGCUGCCCUGCAGGAGCUCUCUCCAAGUUGGAACAGGAGCAGCAAAGGCGAACGCAUUUGAGAGUCUGCUGAGGAGACGCGUGUUGGAGUUUUAGUGUACUUUUUGGGGAAAUAAAUCCGGUCGGGAGACGCUCCAAGCUCCGCCGCCGGACUCCGACUCUAAGCGCGCUCUCGCAGGUGGAUGCUGGGAGGAAGACCUGCUUGGAGGAGAUGUUCCCCCUGGCCCAGUUCGGAGUUUUGUCGGCCCUAGCCACCGCAUUCACCUCGUUGCUAUCCGCUCUGCUGCUGCUGCUGCUGACUCGGCAGCUGUGGAGCCUCCGCUGGAGCCUGACCCGGGACAAGGAGAGCAGCCUACCGCUGCCGAGGGGCUCCAUGGGCUGGCCGCUGGUCGGAGAGACUUUCCACUGGCUCUUCCAGGGCUCCAACUUCCACAUCUCACGGCGGGAACGUCACGGAAACGUAUUUAAGACCCACCUCCUAGGGAAGCCUCUCAUCCGGGUAACGGGUGCAGAAAACAUUCGCAAGAUCCUGCUGGGGGAGCACAGCCUGGUGUGCACACAGUGGCCCCAGAGCACCCGCAUUAUCUUGGGGCCCAACACCCUGGUCAACUCUGUAGGAGACAUUCACAAGAGGAAGAGGAAGAUCCUGGCCAAAGUGUUCAGCCGGGGGGCCCUGGAGUCCUACUUACCCCAGGUGCAGGAUGUCAUCAAGACAGAAAUCGCCAAAUGGUGCGCCGAGCUGGAUUCCAUUGACGUGUACAGCGCAGCCAAGUCCCUGACGUUCCGCAUUGCAGUCCGGGUCCUGCUGGGCCUGCAGAUGGAGGAGGAGCGGAUCGUCUACCUGGCUAAGAUCUUUGAGCAGCUCAUGAACAACCUGUUCUCACUUCCUAUAGACACGCCAUUCAGUGGCCUGCGCAAGGGCAUAAAGGCCAGAGAAAUCCUCCAUGCCAACAUGGAGAAAAUCAUUGAGGAGAAAAUGGAGCGGUCGCAGAUGGAUGAAGACUAUCAGGAUGCCUUUGACCUCAUGCUCUCUGGUGCCAAGGAGCAAGGCCAGGAGCUCAGCAUCCAGGAGCUCAAGGAAACAGCAGUGGAGCUGAUAUUCGCUGCCCACUCCACCACAGCCAGCGCCUCCACAUCUCUGGUUCUGCAGCUCCUCCGCCACCCGACGGUGGUGGAGAAGGUCAGAGUGGAGCUGGAGGCCGAGGGUAUUGGACAUCAGCCAGAAAAGAGCCAGAACCCACGUAGCAAUGCUGAGGAAAUGGAGCCAGAUUCUGCAGAGAAGGAGACGACCUACUUGUUGAACAGCACGAAUCAGUCAGACGACGGUUGCCCUAAGUCUCGGUCUAAUGUGCCCUACCUGAGCCUGGAAAAGUUGAGCAAGCUUCGCUACAUCGACUGCGUGGUAAAAGAGGUGCUCCGCUACCUACCGCCGGUCUCUGGAGGAUACCGGACCGCCCUGCAGACCUUCGAACUAGAUGGCUACCAGAUUCCUAAAGGCUGGAGUGUGAUGUACAGUAUCCGGGACACCCAUGAGACCUCCCCGGUCUUUCAGAGUCCAGAGCAGUUUGAUCCUGACCGGUUCGGCCCGGAGCGGGACGAGAGCCGCUCGUCUCGGUUCAGCUAUGUGCCGUUUGGCGGCGGCGUGCGGAGCUGCAUUGGAAAAGAGCUGGCGCAGAUUAUCCUCAAGACUCUGGCUGUGGAGCUGAUUGAGACAUGCAAAUGGACCCUGGCUUCAGAGAAGUUCCCCAAAAUGCAAACAGUUCCAAUUGUGCACCCGGUAAAUGGGCUUCACGUACGUUUCUCCUACAGCAACCCGCUUUAGAUACACACCAAACAGGACUGUAAGAGUUUCCACAACAAAGCUCAUUCAGGUACUACAUGAAAAUGUCCUGAGCAAAGAAUCAGAACCUCACUUGUCAGGCCUUCCUUUUUCUCCUCAGACAUGAAGAGGUUUCCACAGCCAUUCUGCAGCAAUUCCUCAGCAUCAUCUUUUAAAUGCAUCUUAAAUUAUUUAUGUAGGUCACCUUUUUCCUGCAGAUGUUGGUUUGCCCUCUUGUUGGACUGAAGGCGCAUAAGCUAAGGUUUCUGUUCAGGGCUUCACAGACCCGAACAGAUCUCACCGUUUCCUUUCUGCUGUCUGUAAAUUUGCUUUAAAUUAUUGUACAUAUCAAAAUAAGCCAUCGAAUCAACACUUCUCUGCUUCUCUGUAGCUUCUAUGUCAGUGUAAACCAACUAAUCUGAAUAUUCUGAGUAUUUAACUGAAUGAGUGGAUGGAUGGUCAGUUCUGUUUUCAGGUGUUUGACUCUGCAGUCACUUCAGCUCGGUUCUUCUGCCUUUGAGCAAGGCGCUGGAUGUGCUCCACAGAAAGAUUCCUCUGGAGGAUGAGAUCUGUGCCGAAACAGGAGUCAGUUUUCAUCAGAGCUUCUUUGAGCCUGAAAGGUUCAGAAAAAAACUGAAACUUUUUGGAAACCUUUUCCUGAUUCGGGAAACUGUUGAUUCCAAACGUUCCUGCUGCUGUGAUGAACAGCUCUGGAAGCUGCUGCUGGGGUCAGGAUCUAAGCUCUAGCUCAGAAAGCCUGUUCAUUCAAACUGUCUCUCUUUUCCUUUUUAUAUGACCUGUUACUGUGUGUGCAUUAAAUGAAGUAGUGUAUUUAAAAUCUGUUGUAGAGACACAAACCUGUAAUGUAAAACCAUGUUCUCCUUCAGGAACCUUUUUAUUUAGAGUCAGCGGAGUUCUUCGUAUUGUUGUUAUUAUUGGAGGGCUGUAAGCCUGGUAGGCGCUCUGUGAAAUGUUAGGUACAGAUAGAUAUAUGGAAGGAGAUAGCACUUUCUCCACUUUAAGGAGUCUGUAUUGUCCUGGUUAUUCACUGAGAGUAUCAAAUGUAGCUGCUAGAUGGUUGAUUUGAAUUAGAAGAUGCCAAACAAAA
Messenger RNA from Girardinichthys multiradiatus, 2981 nucleotides. RefSeq names its product cytochrome P450 26B1 (gene cyp26c1). The coding region runs from base 266 to 1876 and encodes 536 amino acids. The transcript has 7 exons. Gene Ontology annotation, molecular function: iron ion binding; heme binding; monooxygenase activity. NCBI's taxonomy places the organism in Eukaryota, Metazoa, Chordata, Actinopteri, Cyprinodontiformes, Goodeidae. Gene Ontology annotation, biological process: sterol metabolic process. The record is from RefSeq and is a predicted model, not a curated record.